This is a messenger RNA of Paramecium primaurelia, 973 nucleotides long. The record is from the annotation of a GenBank genome assembly. Lineage: Eukaryota; Ciliophora; Oligohymenophorea; Peniculida; Parameciidae.
UGUUUUUAGUAGUAUAUAAAAAAUAAAAUUCCCUUUACUAACAAUUGGUAAGAUAUGUAUGAUUUUAUUGCUGAAUAACCACCAUUCUUUGAGAUAAAUGUAUAAAGUGUAUUUUGAUUAUGAUUAGAGUUUUCUUGUGAAGGAUAGAAUUACAAAAUAAAAAUAAUUAUUGAAGAGAAUUUAUGAGAAAAUAUAAGUGCCUGGUGAUGAAUUUAAGAUUUAAGUCUUUCUCAAAAAGAAUCCUCAUCCUAAUAUACUUUAAUAUAAUUCUCAUUAUGUUGAGGAUAGGAAAUAAUUUAUUUCUUUGGAUUAUUAUAAAUAAGGAACUUUGAAAAAUAUUUUUAAUAAAUUUAGGAAUCAUAUCCCAUUGAACAUAGUAAGGAAAAUUAUGGAAUAAUUAUUAAAUGGUAAAAUAUUUUUAUAUACACUUCAGGUUUGGAUCAUCUUCAUUCUAAUGGAAUUAUGCAUAGAGAUAUUUAACCAGAAAAUAUUAUAGUUACUAAUUUUGAUGAGAUUUAAAUUAAGAUUGCUAAUUUUACUCUUUCUGUUUUUGGUGAAUAGUUUACUAGAUUUUGUGGAAAAAAAUGUUAUGCGGCACCUGAAGUUGUUAAUCAUUUUAUUCAUACAAAUAAGUGUGAUAUUUAUAGUGCAGGAGUAGUAUUUUAUGAAUUGUUGAAUUGUAAACAGAUUUAGAGACAUUUUGAUCCUUAAAUUGCUUGCAUUGAAUUAAAAAAAUAAGGAUUAAAUGAAUAAGCAGUAGAUUUAGUCACAUAAAUGUUAGACAUUGAUCCAAUCAGGAGAUUAAAUAUAGAUGAUUGCUUAAGUCACAAAUUUUUUACUGAUGAAGAAUCCUAAGUCUCAAAUUAGUAAUAUAUAUAAUUAUGAUUUAGUAAGUAUCUAUUAAAUAAGAAUUAAGUGAACCCCAAGCUAUCUUAAAUUUAUAAUUGUUGAUUAAAAAUGAAUUAUUGAGUAC